Messenger RNA from Linum trigynum, 2719 nucleotides. The record is from the annotation of a GenBank genome assembly. NCBI's taxonomy places the organism in Eukaryota, Viridiplantae, Streptophyta, Magnoliopsida, Malpighiales, Linaceae.
UGUCGUGUCAAAUGCGAGCAACUCUCCAAAGCACGAGAGGUCAGCUAUGCUCAUACUGUCUGCCCAAAAUAAACUGUGGAGCCUAUUUUCCUCGUCAGUAGUGUACCGGAGGAUGAAGUGCGUGUCCGUACUUUUCUUCGAUUCUAGAUAGGCCAGUGCGGCUGCCGCAUCACUAGGACAUAGCCUUUCAUUGCGAUCUCGAGUGCUGAAAUUCAUCCCAUCUUUUAUUGUGUACCCAACUUUGUCAUGUCCUCCAGCAUUAUGCACAACAAGCUUUAUGAUUUGAGAAUGUUUCAUACCUGCAUUCUUCUUAAAUCUAAAGUCUGUCUUGUCAGCCUCUGUUAACCCUCGUUGUGAUCUCAGGUGAUGAGUACACUGCCGAUUAAUUGGCAUAUGAUUGUGAUCUUCUUUAAAUAUAUCCACUAUCCAUUUUGAAUCAUUCUUGUUAAAUGCCACACGCAUUUUUUCUUUACAACCAAAUCUGGUCUCCAUGGGGGAGUCUCUUUUUCUCCCCUUUGUUGGGGGCUCUAUGUCCCUCACAAGAACAAACGAAAGCUCCAGUAGUAACCUCUCCCUUGCUGUUCCGAACUUUCUUUGAGCGCCUAACAGAGAAUCCCCAAGCCCUUGCAUAAUCAUUGUAGAAGUUGUAAGCUUCUUCGAAGUCAUUAAAUAUCUGGCCGAUUUUAGGAGGAUCUAAAAUCACAUCUUCCAUCCCAGUCGUUUCUCCAUUCAGAAUGCCAUUGUCGGUUUCUCCUGUUUCCUCUAAACUCUCAAGGUCAUCUUCGAUGGGACUGUUACGAGGAUGUUCUUCUUCUUCCAUCGAUAUAAUGGCUGCAAACUUCUUUGGUUUAGGGUCUCGGUAGGGUGGGAUACUGACUGUAGGUGGUUUGGUAGGGUUGGAGGCGGCUAAACGUGUAUGUACGUACAAGAAUUAUGCCCAGCCUGCUGCUGGAAACCUAUUUUUACCCCUCUGUUGUUUUGUCUAUGUUAAGAAUGAUUAUUUUAGUAUUUUUGGUAGCGUAACCUUCCACUUCAAUUAAUUAUCCAAUGCUGCCAUGUGUAAAUUGAUUCAUUUAUUUUUUAUUUAUUCAACUCUCUCCUUACCGAUCUUCUUCCUCCCAAAACCUUCCAUCUUCAUCCUUCUGUGUUCUGUACAGAGGAAAAAAUGGGAAUAUACCCUAUUUCCCUUCCUCUGGAAUUUCCCCGCCUUUAAACAAAACUUGCACAUGAAAAGAUGACACACAUGAUACAUUCUACCUGCUGCUAGAAAAGUUUGCUGCAAAAAUCCAUCUUACACAUCUUUUCUAUAUGCAACAGGUGGAGGUAAAUCUUCUCAUAGAAGAAACCACAAUUCUGAGAUCAGAUCUCGUAUAUGACUGAGGACAAAGUCUGAAUCCUGCAGUAGACAUGGGACAGAUUGAAGGAGCUUUUGUUCAGGGAAUAUGGUUCUUCAUGUUGGAAGAGUACAAGACUAACUCGGACGGUUUAGUCACAGCAGACAGCACCUGGAGAUACAAGGUUCCAACCAUAGACAACAUCCCAAAACAGUUCAACGUUGAAAUCCUCAGCAGUGGACAUCACCAGAACCGAGUUCUGUCAUCAAAAGGAAUACCCAGCUCUGUGACGGUAGGAUUAGAAGAGCACAGUUCUGUACCGUUCUGUGAAGCUGGAACAGAAGAGGACCAUGGAAAGCCAGGGGACAAGAACAAGAUGAAGCAUGUUAUGGACAGCGGGAUAAUGACAAGAUCAAAGGAGCUGGAGAAGGAUGUAUCUCCGGUAAAGAAAGCUAGAACUGAAGUCAGUGUGAUCCCUCCAUCGACGCCGGGAUCAAAUAUGAUUGUUCUUGACGGUGAAUCGAGGGAGAUGGUAAUGCUUUAGUCUGGAAAUGUCGUACCAGAUUUUCUACAGUGCAAUUCACCGAAAAGGUAUUUUUAUCCACCCCACUAAUAUUUUUCUGUCUUAAAAUGGAAUCAGUGGUUAUAUUUUUAUCGAACCCACUAAUAUUCUUUCGUCUUCCAUUGCAGACAGAAACUAAGUUUAGGCUGCCUCACGCUGUCAACUACAGUGAGGAGGAAAUCAAACUUGCUCACUACAUAUUUGCAGCUGACCUUCCGUUAAAAGAGGUCCUAGUCGAUACCAUGAUGAAAUCCUAUACGCGAAAGGUGCUAUGGUCCCUCUGCCCUAACUCCAAUGUUGAUGCUGAUGUAAGUUUUAAUCCUGGCCUACUGUUACUAAUCAGGAUGUUGAAGGGUGUUUUAUAUCUUGUUGUUUGCACAUCAUUUGUUAAUGAGUAGAUGACGAUUUUAGGGAAAAUUGAUAAGGAUCAAGCGGUAGCCAGGAUCAUGUCCUUUCUACCCAGAAUUUGAGUCUGGUGGUUGUCGUUCUUUCUUUGGUGGUGCCUGUUUAUUUGACCUGCCUUUGGUUUGUUGUUUUUUUUUUCUCCUGUGUAUUUUUGCCCUUUUCCCUUUGUUUCUUUGAGGAGUGCACUGCUGGUGCAGCUUUGCUUCUAGUUUCCUCUCUGAUUUUGUUUUUGUAUCUGUACACUGUUCUUCUAUUUAAUUCCCUUUGUUUCUUUGAGGAGUGCACUGCCGGUGAUACGAAUUAUUGGCAAUUUUUUUAGUAAGGCAGCACUGCCACAUCUAGGGCCGAUCUGGAAGUAUUGGAGUUAAUGAUGCUUUCAUUGAUGCUAAGUACAUGGUAAUAAUUGGCUUAGUAACUA